AUGUUCGCGGCACGCCGCGCGUUGUUUGGUUUGGCGGGUGGCUUCGCAAUCACAGACAUGUACGUGAAUUCUGUGUGCCUCUCUGACAUGUACGCGGAGCCGCCCCCGCGUCUGCGUCCUGCGGGUGGGGACUUCAUAGGCAACCUCGUGAAACGGGUGGGUGACUCCCUUUCCGCGCCGCCGCCGCCUCCGCCGCUGACUUCUCUGCGGGAGGACAUUGAGGCCGCGCUGCGGCGGAACCGCGUCGCUGGCACACUCUGCGUCUGCACUUUGGUCUCUUUCGGUGGGAUCUGGCCGGUGCUUGGGUCGGCCGCCGCCAUCCUCUUUGACGGGGAGGAUGGGACCGAGCGCUACACGGCAGUGAAGGACUGGCUGCAGAGUUGA
This is a messenger RNA of Trypanosoma conorhini, 384 nucleotides long. RefSeq lists its product as uncharacterized. The record is from RefSeq and is a predicted model, not a curated record. The transcript has a single exon. The coding region runs from base 1 to 384 and encodes 127 amino acids. Lineage: Eukaryota; Euglenozoa; Kinetoplastea; Trypanosomatida; Trypanosomatidae.